CAUGAGACUACAAGGCCCGGGAUGCACCGCGGUGGAGAGAGCCGGAAGAGGGCGGAGUCACUAUCGGCUUUCUGACAGACGCUUUCAGGAAGUGCUUGAGGAGGAUCCAGCCUCACAUGUGUGUGUUCAGACGCUGAGAUCAGCUUCCGGCAGACGCUUGUGGCCAUCGAGCGAGAGCACAAUAGAACAAAACACACAGGAAGAGAGAAAAGAGAGUCAGACGGAGGAAGUCACUGCAGAAGGAGCAUGACAGAGUUCUGGGUGUGUUUCAGCUGCUGCGUCGCUGAACAACCGCAGCCUAAGCGGAGGCGGAGGAUAGAUCGUUCUAUGAUCGGAGAACCCACAAACUUCGUUCACAUGACACAUGUGGGCUCCGGAGACAUGGGCUUGAGCUCAGGACAUGUGGACUCGGUGCAGACGCAGAUGAAGUCUAAAGGAGGUUAUGGGAACGGCACACCGGCGAGCGUCCAGGGCUGAUCGGGUGACGUCCAGCACAGAGAGAGUCCACAAGCCUCUCACAUCUAGUUUAAGCUCCUGGGACCCAGAAAGAAGACGUUAGAUUUCAAGGAAUUCCUCGGAGAACCUGCACGUCACAGUUUUAGUCUGAGCACAGUCGAUCAGAAACACUCUCUCUCCUGCUGACAUUAGUAUAGUGAUCAAAUUCAA
Messenger RNA from Carassius carassius (crucian carp), 666 nucleotides. Its product is annotated as CDC42 small effector protein 2-like. Gene Ontology annotation, biological process: regulation of Rho protein signal transduction. Gene Ontology annotation, molecular function: small GTPase binding. Lineage: Eukaryota; Metazoa; Chordata; Actinopteri; Cypriniformes; Cyprinidae. The record is from RefSeq and is a predicted model, not a curated record. Gene Ontology annotation, cellular component: plasma membrane. The coding region runs from base 247 to 477 and encodes 76 amino acids. The transcript is spliced from 4 exons.